GAGCUAUCACUGUGGGGUGUUUAGGGCCGUUUGGAGCACGGUGGGCAGCGUGCCGAAAUUGAAGUCGCAUUCAAAUAUAGUGCUUCUUGUUCGUUUGGAGAUAAAUAAUGGCUAGCAGAGCUGUCCAAAGUUCAGUUCGUCACGUCAAGCCAUUAAUAUCGCACAACAGGGAAGAAGCGAAGUCAAGAGUGUUCGGGCUGUACAAAGCAUGGUAUAGACAAAUGCCAUACAUAGUGAUGGACUAUGAUAUUCCCAAGUCUGUUGAACAAUGCCGGGCUAAGCUGCGAGAGAAGUUUGAACAGAACCGCCAUGUGAAGGACAUCCGUGUAAUUGAUGCACUGGUGGUGAAGGGCCAGCAGGAGCUGAAGGAGACUGUGAACAUCUGGAAGCAGAAGCACCAUCUCAUGUCUUACUACUUCAAGGAGUCCCAGGAUCCCAAGCCUAAGGACUUCCUCUCCAAGUUCUUGUCUGGUCAUUAGAACGUCAUGGUAUGUUAUAAGCUCAGAGAAUGUAUGUAAAUAGAUGAAUCAUAUAAAAUGGAAGAUAUAUUGAUGAACACGGAAA
Messenger RNA from Pollicipes pollicipes, 564 nucleotides. RefSeq names its product NADH dehydrogenase [ubiquinone] 1 alpha subcomplex subunit 6. The transcript is spliced from 3 exons. Lineage: Eukaryota; Metazoa; Arthropoda; Thecostraca; Pollicipedomorpha; Pollicipedidae. Gene Ontology annotation, cellular component: respiratory chain complex I. Bases 108 to 479 code for a protein of 123 amino acids. Gene Ontology annotation, biological process: response to oxidative stress. The record is from RefSeq and is a predicted model, not a curated record.